AUGCUUUCGGGUCACACUCAAUUCCAGAUCCAGGUCCAGCUCCUGCUUGUUCUCAUGGUAUUGGGUAUUGCCCGAGGACAAAGGUUGCCGGCACGUCAGCUGCAGACUCCGAACUUCGAUGGUGGCGAGAGUUUUGAACAAUUCGAGAGUUUGGAUUCCAAUGAGAUGAGGGAAGAACUGAAAAAACUAUUGGCCGAUCAAUUGACCAAUGCCUUUGCCCCAUUGACAACUGGAGAGCUGAGACGUCAGCCGGCCAUUGUGGCACCCGGUUCGUCAGCCGAAGCCUUGGCACGUUUUGCUGAUGAUUCACGGUCAUCCUCCUCAUCGGAGGAAAACGAGCAGCAGCAGGAGCAGCUGGAGCAGCAAGGAGGCGACUCAGGCGAAGAGGAAGCAGAAGAACCAGCCAUAGUGGCACCUUCUUAUAAUCCCUGGCGCGAUAACUUCUAUGAUCUAAACGAAGAUGGCAGCUAUGUGUAUGGUUACUCCCUACCGAAUGGCGUUCGUCGCUGGGAACGUGGUUACUAUUCCGAAGAGCAGCAUGGUCAAGUUGUUGAAGGUUUCUAUACCCAACCGCGUUCCAUCUCAUCACAUGACAUAACCUACGAGCUGCGUUGUUAUCGAUCCGAUAUCCAUGGAUAUCAUCCGUUUGAAGUGAAAUAUCUUAAAAGUCCACCGCGAGUGCAACGCGAUGAGCAACUUGAUGUCGAUUGUUUUCAAACACAUCGCAAACGAUAA
Molecule: messenger RNA, 735 nt
Organism: Drosophila willistoni
Lineage: Eukaryota; Metazoa; Arthropoda; Insecta; Diptera; Drosophilidae
Exons: 3
Coding region: 1-735 (244 amino acids)
Source: RefSeq, a predicted model, not a curated record